Messenger RNA from Condylostylus longicornis, 1484 nucleotides. RefSeq names its product acetylcholine receptor subunit alpha-like. Lineage: Eukaryota; Metazoa; Arthropoda; Insecta; Diptera; Dolichopodidae. The record is from RefSeq and is a predicted model, not a curated record. The transcript has 4 exons. Gene Ontology annotation, biological process: signal transduction; nervous system process; chemical synaptic transmission. The coding region runs from base 77 to 1357 and encodes 426 amino acids. Gene Ontology annotation, molecular function: extracellular ligand-gated monoatomic ion channel activity; transmembrane signaling receptor activity; neurotransmitter receptor activity. Gene Ontology annotation, cellular component: neuron projection; membrane; synapse.
UGCGGCUUAAUAUUUUCAAUUUUAGAAAAAAAUAUUUUAGUUUAAUCUUGCAGUUUAUAUCGUUCGGUUGAAAAUAAUGUUUAAAUUAUUCAAAUAUAUUUUGUGUUUCAUUUUAAUUGGAUUUUAUUCAGUGUCAGUUGUUGCUGAUGAAUCAUCUUGGAUUACAUCUGAAGAAAGUCUCCGUAAAGCAUUACUUUCCAAUUAUAUACAAACAGUUAUUCCAGUUGAAAAUCACACUCAUCCUAUUAAUGUUAAUGUUGCAUUGAUUGUUAAUCAUAUUGAUAUAAGUGAUAUUGAUACAAAAGCUAUACUACAUGGUUCUUUAGAUUUACAAUGGAAUGAUAAUAAAUUACAAUGGAAUCCAAAUGAUUUUGGUGGUCUUAAUAGUAUUUAUUUGACAAAAGAAAAAUUAUGGGUACCUGAUUUAUCUUUAUAUAAUACUGCAAAUGGUAUUCUUUUAAAUAUUAAACAUGAAGGAACUAUAAAAUUAUCAUCAAAUGGAAAAAUACAUUGGACACCACAUGUUAAAUUGGAAACAUACUGUAGAUUAAGUUUAAAAUAUUGGCCAUUCGAUAAACAAACAUGUCCUUUUAUAUUAGGAUCAUGGGUACAUUCUAGUCGUGCUCUAAUACCAUAUUUAAGUGAAAAUCGUCCAAUUCUUGAUAUUUUAGCAAAUAAUCAUAAUUGGAAAAUAACUAAUACACAUUCAUUUAUUGAAGAAAAAAUUUAUGCAUGCUGUCCAGAUCCAUAUCCAUCAAUAACAUUUACAUUUGACUUGGAUAGAAAAUCUCCAAUGUUAGUUUGGUUAAUAAUAACAAUAAUAUCAAGUAUAAUAUUAAUGUGUUUGGCAGCAUUCUGGAUUCCACCAUGUCGUGGUGAAAAGAUUUUAUUAAAUGGUAUAGCACUACUAUUGAAUGGUUAUUGUAUAAAAUAUUUUAUAGAAAAAUUACCAAAUUUUUCACAAGAUUUACCAUUAAUAAUUACAAUACAAGUUUCAACAUUUAUUUUGCUUACAAUAUCAGUAAUUGUAUCAAUAAUCUUAUUAAGAAUUUCAAGUAAUUCUUGUGGAAAUGGAAAAAUUAAUCAAGGAUUUAAUAGAAUUUUACGUAAUAAGAAACUUAAUCAAAUAUUAUGUUUACCAUAUAGAGAUGAAGAUGGCAUUCAAAAAGAUCAAACUGAGCUUAAAGAUCAUUUUGAAGAUGGAAAAUCAGCUGAUAGUAAUUUAUUAAUUAAGAAACAACAGAAUUUAGGAAAUAGCGAAAAUGAUGGACUUAUUCUAGCGAUAUUUAUCGAUAGAAUAUUUUUCUAUAUAUAUAUAAUAAUAUUUUUAAUUUUAAUUUUAGUAUGCUUUAUAUAAAUAUACUUGAAAAUGGAAAAAUAAAAUAUAAAAUAUAACGAUUCAUUAACGAUGCCAUUCCACAAAUUACACAUUUAUGCUGUAUAAAUGCUAUAGUGAAAAAUAAAUAUUGAAUUUUAAAAAUUAA